Molecule: messenger RNA, 663 nt
Organism: Humulus lupulus (European hop)
Lineage: Eukaryota; Viridiplantae; Streptophyta; Magnoliopsida; Rosales; Cannabaceae
Exons: 5
Coding region: 59-523 (154 amino acids)
Biological process (GO): chromosome segregation; mitotic cell cycle; cell division
Cellular component (GO): outer kinetochore; spindle microtubule
Molecular function (GO): microtubule binding
Source: RefSeq, a predicted model, not a curated record
GAUCAGCAGAGGCGGGAAGGGUUUGGUUGCACUUUCAAAAACCCUAAGAGAGAGAAUAAUGGCGCAGACAGACGAACACCACGAAGCAACCGACGGUUUGGCGAAGCUUUUGAAGAAAGCGAACCACGAUUUGACACUGGUCCAGCUCAAGCUCGAGAAGGAGUUUCAACAGAUCUAUCCCGAAAAUGCAAAUCCAAUGAAAAUAGUUUCUAGAAUAAAAAAGAUUCAAGAAGAUCUAUCUACUUUGAAGGAGCAGUGUCGCGAGCUUUUGUCUGCCAAACAGGAUUUGAUUGAUAAAGCUAGGACUGUUAUUGUUGGGAACAGAAGCUCACUCCAGCGAAUGCGAAAAUCAAUGGGCCUUACUGACACAGACGACUCUGGUGACUCUGCCUUCGAAAGCUUCAAUCAGAUCAUUGAUGAGUGGACCGUUCAAGUCAGAUCAAGAACAGGGGGUGAGAUUAAUGGUUCAGACUCUGAGGAUGUCAACAAGUUACUCUUCUCAGCUAUAGUUGAGAGUAACUAGCAACAAGUUGAUAAACCAACUUGUAUUUACAUGUCAAUAACUGGAUUGCUUCAGUAUGGACAUAUGGGAAUGUAAUAAAUUUUUUUUGUUCAUAUGUGAAAUUGUAAUUUUAUUAGAAGUUGAUAAAAUUUUGAAUAUAU